UUUACUUAUGUUGACAUUGAGGAUACAUGGAACAAAAUACAUAAUUAUUUAUCACUUUCUGAGCGUCGUCAAACUUUAAAGUACUCCGUCUCAGGAUUUACGGCUCCAAUAAGGAUAUGGAUAUAUGAGAUGAUUCCGGCUGUUCGUGCAUGUGGAUUUGUAUUGAGAAAAAAUAAAGACUUGCCUCGGAUGAAACGAUGGAGUGGAACAAAAAAAUUGAAAUUGGUUGACGUGAACAAGAUUUGGUCAAAGAUACAGGAGGGGCAACCACCAAGACAAAACAUGUUACCGGGUGAUGGUUGUGCAAGAUGAAGUGAUGAAUAAAAACAAUACAACUGAAAAUGUUUUUGGUGAUAUUCAAGACGACAAGGUGUUGGAGGAGAGGAAUGACUAUGCGGGGAACAAAUUUGAUGAUGAUGUGUUUGAUGUAAAUGAUUAUAGUGAAGUUAAAGAGGAGUCGGAGGAGAGGAAUGACAAUGCGGGGAACAAAUUUGAUGAUGAUGUGCCGGACGAAGACGAAAUAAUAAUAACGAGAAUUGUAGAUUAUUUUGAUGAGUAUGAUGGCAAAGAAGUUACACCCGAUAAACCGAGGACUCGAAAAUCAUCACAAUAUUUGUGCCCUCCUUACACCGAGGUAUUCGUUUUAUUUAUAAACUCUUGAUUUUAUGUUUAUGUGAAUUAUCUGAAAGAUAUAGAUUUAAACAUUUGAAUAUUGUUUUUAGUUGCA
Messenger RNA from Lactuca sativa (garden lettuce), 727 nucleotides. NCBI's taxonomy places the organism in Eukaryota, Viridiplantae, Streptophyta, Magnoliopsida, Asterales, Asteraceae. The record is from RefSeq and is a predicted model, not a curated record.